Messenger RNA from Toxotes jaculatrix (banded archerfish), 4291 nucleotides. RefSeq names its product leucine-rich repeat-containing protein 26. Gene Ontology annotation, molecular function: protein binding. NCBI's taxonomy places the organism in Eukaryota, Metazoa, Chordata, Actinopteri, Toxotidae. The record is from RefSeq and is a predicted model, not a curated record. Gene Ontology annotation, cellular component: plasma membrane; extracellular matrix. The coding region runs from base 548 to 1777 and encodes 409 amino acids. The transcript is spliced from 3 exons.
AGCCAAAGCUGACAGAUUUAAAUGUCUUGUUUUCACCAAAACCCAAAGAUAUUCAGUUUCCUAUCAUAAGCAACCAAGAAAACCACCAAAUAUUCACAUUUCUAAAGCUGAAACCAGUGGAUCUUUGGCUUUAUUUCUUUGGUGGUAAUGGUUUCCACUUGAGCUGUUUCUUGUUGGUGAUGAAAUGAAAAUGAAAAUGAUUUCUUGCAGCCAGUCUGUGCCUGAAGUCAGUUCAUCCCCACUGCUGCUGCUGUAAAGUGCUCUGUUUCAUCACCAGCAGGUGAAGUGAGGCUGUUUUUUGGAUCUGGAUGGUCACAAACAGACUCCAGCUGACAACCGCAGUCCUCUUAAACCCUCCACUGCCAAACACUGGACUCCUGAUCCCCAGUGACCUGUGUCACCAUGCCAACUCCUAUGAUCCUCACAGCAACCAGGAGUCCUCAGAGAAGCUGCUAGGUUUACAAGCAUAUUUACAUCUGUGUGAGCCUACAUAAAGCUGAUCACCUCCAGCACUGAGAGAGAGAGAGAGAGAGACUAGGAGGGAGACAUGGUUUUCCAGUGGAGUCUGCUGAUGGUUUUCACAUUGCUGGUGAAGACGGGACUUGUGGCUGGAUGUGUGUGUCCAGCAGCCACCAUUUUGUCCCAGUUUCCCUCUGAGGUUCCUGCUGGCAUCUGUUGCCUAAACUACUCUGGUUCUGCUUUCAGCCAUGUGCGCUGGUCUUUGUUUACCAAUGAGACAAACAUAGAGACACUGGAUCUUUCCAACUGUAAUAUCAGCUCUGUUGAUAUGAGUGGCAAAGAGGCCUCUACACUGCAGAAGGUUUACUUAGGUCAUAAUAGACUAACAGCGUUGCCAAGGGAGUUUCUAGCCAGCCAGCCCAGCCUGAUGGAGGUGGAUCUGAGAGGGAACCUGCUUCAGGAGCUUCCUGAGGGUUUCCUCCAGGACUCUGACAGCCUCCAGAAGCUAUAUCUUCAGGGAAACCAGCUACGCUUCCUCCCAGGCUCUGUGCUGCUGAAGCCGAGUCUGCAAAGGCUGGAACUGGAGGGGAACCCGUGGGACUGUUCCUGUUUGUUACUGGAAGCACUGGAGGAAGGCAAGAAGACUAACCGGACCACCAAUCUGCAGCAUCUGGUGGGGAACCUCACCUGCUUCUCUCCCAGGCAUCUGGCCAGCAGGACCGUGUGGUCGGUGAGGCUCAGUGACGUGUGCCGACCUGCUGGCCUCACGGCGCUCUUCAUCGUACUCCCCCUCCUCAUCCUUGCAGCUUUGGUGCUCUGCUGGUGCUGCGGGAGGAAGAGGAAGAAGAAAGAAGCGCCUGUUUUCAGCCCCUCAAAGAAGAGAGCCUCCAGCUCUGGCUGCAACGGCCAGAAACAUCGCGGCAAGCAACCACCUAUAGCUGCUGAGCAGCAUAAAGCUGUAAACUGUGGCAGUGAGGGGAUCCUGAAGAACCAGUUGCUGCUACGCCCGGCAUCAACCCUCCUGGGCAGCACCAGAGACAUCUAUGAAGAAGUGGAGAUCAAACUGGGCUCAGUGGAGUCUCUUCCCAGAGACUCUUCACACUGUUCCAGCUCCACAGAGGGGAGGCAGGGCUCCCAGGAUCCCGACGGGGCCAGCAAGACGGAGCUGGACACAGUUAGUGUGACGGAGGUGAUGAAAGACUCAGCCAACAGGGAGAAGGCUUACCUGACCCAGUCCACUGAAUACUACAGCCUGGUUCCAGGUAUCGAGCUGGAGGACUCGGACCACGGAGAGUAUGAGAAUGUUGACCUUGCAUGACACCGUCUAAAAGGAACAGUUCGACAUUUUGGGAAGUUUAUUUGCUUUCUUGCUGAGAGAAAAUCAGCACCACUCACAUGUUUGUGUGUUAAAAGCCCUAUGAGAAACUAUGAGUGAUGAGGUCUCACACAAACACACAAGUUUGUUUUUUUUACAUGAGAGAUUUCUGAAUCUGUGUUUAUGUCUGUGCUCUUCUCACUGGUUUAAAUGAGUUUUUGACUGUUGAAAUCUUACAAAAUAACCACAUUUGUUUAUUUUUUACUUUAUUGCUUGAGUAGUCGUAACAUUUAAUGUUACAGAGAUAAAUGCUAAGUUUUUAAGGCCUUUACGUUGCCUACCUUAGCAUUAUGAAUUGAAUCGGGGGAAACAACUAGCUUGGCACUGUCCUAAGUCUAAACCUCAAUAAAUGACACACUAGGGAGGUUUAAGGCUCGGUCACAUUUGAAGUUUACCUGUGCGUUCCUCGUUAAAUAGGCGGUGCUAGAGGCUCUGUGAUACCACAUAGAAUAAUUCAGCAAGUUUUUCACAGUUAUACAGGUCAAAGAAUGAUGGAAAACCAGUGGGGACUUUGUGUGUGUGUGUAUGUGUGUGUCUGUGGAUGUGUGUGUGUUUCAGAAAAAGCCAGUUAUCUAUAGACACAGAGACAGUGUGGUUUGACCACUGUAGUAUCACAAUGUAAGAGGAAGUGAUUUAAUCCGGAGCUUUUCCUGUGGGACCUGAGGAACGCAGUGACCGUUUGAAAGGGAGGCCCACUUUUUUCUCUCUGGAAAAAGAAAACUGCAAUUUGCUAAGUGUCGUUUAUUCUGUUUAAUGCUGCACUCCAUACAAAUGUACACUUAAUGUUGUUUUCAUUAACAAAGAACAGGACAUAUAUUUAGUUCAUGUGCUUAUUUGUUUAAGGUCAAGCAAGCUUUUCUUUACCUCACCCACGUCUGGCUGUUAUAUGCAUUCCACUUUUUUUAUACAAGUUGUUAGGGAUCAUACUCCCUCACCUUAAGUUGCACAACCAGAAAUAUAGGUGCUGAACAGUGUGACUAAUCCCAUCGCAGUGCCUGCAGUUAAUUGAAUAUGAAAUGUGGAAUUUAAAGCUUAGGUGAGAAGUCUAAAUUUAUAUAAGUCAUUGUUAAGCAAGGAUAAAAGGACAGAUGUUUGAUCAUGCUUUGCGUCACAAACGAAAAAGGUUGGAAAAUGUCAAGACGGUCACAUGUAAAUGCUGGCGAAUGCUGGUUUAAGAUAAAAAUCUCCGCAGGGCCUGUUCAGUAAACUGAGAUGCAGAACGUUUCUGUGCAGUGGCGCUACAACGCAAUGACACUGGAGAGGAGACCUACACAGAAGACAAAGCUCAACAUCAGGGUCAUCAUGAAGGAGCGGGACGCAGACAUUUGAUUGUUAUCUAAGAUGUGGAAAACAGACGGGCGUCCCACUCUCACACUUGUUGUCUUUGAAAGCUAAUUGGUUUGUGUUCAGUGAGGCAGAGUGAGCGAGGGUGUAGCGGAGGGUGUGGAGCUUCCUGGAAUUUAAAAAACAGAGGUGUAUUUUCCACAGGGGGUUUCACAUAUUUUCCAUAAAAGCUUUAUUUAUCAACACUGUAAGGUUUACUGCACUCCAAAUGCCAAAAGCCCUAAGGUCAAAAGACAAACUGACUAAUGAGUGAAUGUUGCAUUUUGUUAUUUUUAGUAUAAUUUUUUACACAGUAUCUUUAGCUAAAGACACUGAGAUCACGUUCUAGAUUUUCUCUUUUCACCUGUUUGUGAACAGGUUAGUUUGUUAGUUAUUUUUCAGCUGGAUUAUGCAAAAAAAGUUCAGAACCGAUUUGCACCAAACUUGGUGGAGGGAUGGGGCAUAGGCCAGGGAAAAACCCAUUAAAUUCUGGAGUGGAUCCAGUCAAAGGGGCAGAUCCAGGAUUUUCUUUUUUUUUUUUUUUUUUAUCAAUUUCCUUAGCAAUGUGAGAUAGGGCAUACAAGUAUGUAGCCAUCUCUUGCAUGCAAACAAGUCAGCAGGGAACAUUAAAUUGCUUUAAUUAGUUUUUCAGAUAUGAUAAAAUCUGUUUAUUUCAAUUUGACUACUUCUAGGCCAACAAAAUAAUAAAUGAAUAACAGCUUCACCAUUUAUAAGAACUGUGUUCCUGACACUAUGAAAAGGACCUUGACCUUUAAAUCUUGUUGUUGGAAAAUAAAAUUUAGAGCAGGCGUAAGUGGAUAAAUGAAAUAAACAAAAUACAACAUUUUCUGAGAGUGGUGAGAGGAUCCAUGACCUCAGUAUUUCUAAAAUCUGGGCUACAGUCCUGAUUGUAAAAGUGAAAUUAGGCAUAAUUGUAUAUUAUAUCAAACACAUAUACAUAGUAGUAUGAAUAAUUCUUCUUUGUAAAAAUAAAAUGGGUAAUACUGGUAUGACAUACAAUUAAAGCACUGAUUUUCAUCUUCAUGUUUAUAUUGGCAGAUGCACUAUCUUGAUUGUUUUUUGUUAUGCAACACCUGAAUAUUGUUGAGAGAAAAAUAAAUGCUUUUUUCAAGA